AGUCAAGGUGGGAUAAAUUUGCAUUACUCUUUAUUCCUGUAAGCAGACUGGUUAUUAAGCAUGUAUUACUGUGAAUAAGCAUAAACAAAGUACAUAACAUCCUACAUAAUGUUGUAGUUUUCUCUAUUAGCAGUGCUCGUAUUCUGGCUGCAUUUAACGGUGUUUAUUUCCGUCCUUUUUACCAUCAGGAACAAGAGAAAACUCUGCAGUGUUUGGAUUAAGUGACAAUGAAGGAGGACAGUGAUGUUACUAACGUCCCUGAGUGCUUCAUAUCAGAUCAUGAAGGUUUUCUCGGCAGCAUCAAAAACUUAAUCAAAGACUUCGUCGUGACUGAGAUUGACAUUAAUGGACAGCAUGUUAACACAGCAUCAGAAACACAGACUCCAGCCUGUGCUUCAUCUCAUAAAUACAAUGAAGCCAGUGCAGACAGUAUGGAGAACAGUCACCAGUCAGUCUUCCAGGAAGCUGAUGAUUCAGGUGAUUGUGGUGCAGAUGCCACCGUUCCUAGUCCAUGCAGCUUUGAUUUAAGUGUGAUUCUAGGCCAGGCUGUCAGCGAGGAGCUCGAGCAGUUUGUGUUGACUCUCAAAGAUGAAAACACAGCCAAACAGGAGCUUUCUUUGGGACACUUCCCAGACAAGCACCACAGAGCCAACGUCCACCGAGCGGUCAGACACCGCUUCCCUUUCCUCAUGACAGUCACCAUCCAGCCAGAGAUCAGGGUGAGAGAAGACCCAGACUACAGGGAGCUCUCCCAGCUGGUCUCAGAGGACGAAGCGGAGGACUUCUUCAGGUUCAUAGAUGCCAAAGUGAGAGGUUCGUCAUAUACCUUUGGACCUGAUGACAGCAAGGAGCAUAGGACGGUAGUGCACCACUUUCUGAGCAGAAGGUUUGGGAAACUGGUGGAGACGAAGAGCUUCAGUGACCUGGGAAAGACAGCCAUCACCGUCCGGCUGAGGGAGCAAGGGAGGCCGAAGAAGAGGACCACAGAGGAACGAAAGGAGGAGGAGGUUUACACUGCUUUCACUCUGUGUAAGGAGAACCUGGAGACUCUGGAGGCCAUCAGCUACAUGGCUGCAGCUCUCGGGGUCCUGCCGUCAGAUUUCACCUACGCUGGGAUCAAAGACAAAAGAGCCAUCACGUACCAGUCCAUGGUGGUCAAGAAAGUCUCACCUCAACGGUUGAGAGAGAAGUCAGCAGAGUUUGAGAAGAGAGGCAUGCGCCUGUCUCAGAUCCUCCCUGUCAGUGAGCCUCUCAGGCUCGGGCGGCUGCAGGGGAACCACUUUGACCUGGUGGUGCGAGAUCUGAGACCACACGAGGCCGGUGACACACACUCCUCAGGUGGAAACUCACACACUCAUCUGACAGCGCUGGUUAAGGAAGCAGUGGAGAAUGUCAAGGCGAGAGGUUUUGUCAACUACUACGGACCCCAGAGGUUUGGAACAAUGCAGAGUGUUCAGUCUGACCAUGUAGGGCUGGCUUUACUCAAAGAGGACAUGGUGGGUGCUGUGCGCCUCUUCUUCACUCCAGAGGAAGGUGAUGAUCCUCAGAGCCAGGCUAAGAGACACUUUAUGCAAACAGAUAACGCUAAGGAGUGUUUAGCAUUGAUGCCGUCCUCGAAGGCGAGGGAACGACUGAUGCUCCGUGCCCUGAACCGUUACGGCACAGGUCCUGAUGGUUGUGCUCAGGCCUGGCUCAGCCUGCCCCACAGCACUAGAGUCUUCUACCCACACGCCUACUGCAGCAGAGUGUGGAACGAGGCGGUGGCACACAGGCUGACUACUCUGGGCCACAGAGUCAGGAGAGGAGAUCUGGUGUGGAUGCAGGAAGAGCAAAAUAAGCCAGGGGACACUGGAGACACAGGCUCACCUCAGAUCCAUGUGGUUACAGAGCAAGAGGAGCAGGAGGGAGUGUACACACUGGGACAUGUGUUACUUCCCAUGCCAGGAAACACAGUGAAAUAUCCGGAAAACUCCAUGGGGACCUGGUUCAAAGAAAGGUUGGCCAGAGACGGACUGGACAAUUGUCGUUUCAGAGUCAGCGGCCUCAAACUCAAUCUGCCUGGAUGCUAUCGCCCUCUGCUGGCUUCUCCACGUAACCUCCGUUACCAGCUGAAUACCCCAGCCCGAGGGGAACGAGGAGGAAGAGGAGACGAAAAGGAGGCUUUCGGGAGCAGCAGUAUGAGUGAUUGGCAGCUGAAUGGAGCGACAGUAGGAGGAAAGCAGGACUCACUCACUCUGACACUAAACUUUGACCUGGACUCAUCCUGCUACGCAACUAUCUGCCUCAGAGAGAUCAUGAAGUGUGACCCUUAGAGAUCAGCUACAGUCCGACUCCUGUUUUCCCAACAGACUUUUUCUUGUUUUUGAGUUUAAGAAAAACUUUUGUAACCCACUGUUGUGACGUAUUAUCAGGAACCUUUUAGUUUGUUGUUAAGGUAAUGAGCGAAAGAAUGGGAGAAAAAAGGACAAUGUGCAAAUGUAGGUGUAAAACCACCUAACCAGCACUUGUGUUUUGUGCCAUGAAUAAUAGUGAUUCCACCCAACAGUAUUUUGCUUUUUAUAAAGUAAAUGUGUAUUAGUGUCCAUUACUUUGAAGUCAUUUAAAAUGUUUUUGGAAGAAAAGAAAACCCAGUAUAGUUUCCUUUAAAAUAGUAUUACUUAACAAUUACAGGCAGUGUAAGUUGAGCAGAAUGAAAAGCAUGAAGGACUUUGACAGACUUACCAGUGUGCUGUUUUCUGAAACCUUUUAUACUCCAUCAGCCAAUCAGGGAGGAGCCCUAAUUAGUGUCACUCUGACCCAGGUGCGAUCAAUCUUCACACACCUGGAGUUAACGAGGCCUUCUCAGGAGGUCUGAUUAAAACAUACACGAUGUGAAUGACAAACAUUUGCUUUGAUUAGGAGUUAAAAGAUGAGGAAGAAUUAAUAUGAACAAAAAACAUUUAAAAAGGGAAAACUUCUCAUGGUGUCACAGUGUCACAUUUUAUAAACAUAGAUACAGAAGUGCAAAGGAAUGAGCACUUUCCUCUCAAAGAUACUUAAAAAUACUAAGCUUCAUGACAGAAGGAUAAAACAAACAGGUAGAUCCAAGAGUCUGCAGCUAUUCUAUAUUUCUCUCACUUAGCCAUAAUUGGUCACAGAAUAAAGUGGAGUUGGAGAAGUGUUGUCUCUCCGCUAUAACUCGGUUUCUCCCCCCAGCAAAAAAGUUGUUUUGAUUAAAAUCCCGUUUUUUUUUUCUGAGAAGAAUCAGAUGCUUUGAUUUAACACAGACCUUUAAUGUUUUAAGAAGUAUGAUAGGGUAUUUUUGUCUUUAGAAAAUAUUAUUGAGAGCUUCUUGGGUGCAUCUUUGUGCAUUGUGGACUGAUUAAUACAUCCAUCAGAAACCUGAAAAUGUCAAAUUUACUUUGAGUUGCUGGUUUGUUGGGUAUGUCGAACCUUUUUAAGAGACAUAAUGAUGGGAGGUUUGAUAACAAAAACUGGACAGUACCUAUGAAACACCAAAUGUAACUGGCAGCUUAUUAUAUUCAUGCACAGUGGCUGAUUUCAUUUAUUUUGUCACUUUACAUUGUGAAGAUGCCGCAUAAGAACAAUUAAAAACAGUGUUUGACAUGUA
Molecule: messenger RNA, 3610 nt
Organism: Notolabrus celidotus (New Zealand spotty)
Lineage: Eukaryota; Metazoa; Chordata; Actinopteri; Labriformes; Labridae
Gene: pus7l
Product: pseudouridine synthase 7 like
Exons: 9
Coding region: 228-2312 (694 amino acids)
Biological process (GO): pseudouridine synthesis
Cellular component (GO): nucleus
Molecular function (GO): RNA binding; pseudouridine synthase activity
Source: RefSeq, a predicted model, not a curated record